This is a messenger RNA of Hippopotamus amphibius kiboko, 3030 nucleotides long. RefSeq names its product nudix hydrolase 5 (gene NUDT5). Gene Ontology annotation, molecular function: ADP-ribose diphosphatase activity. The transcript is spliced from 10 exons. Gene Ontology annotation, cellular component: nucleus. The coding region runs from base 224 to 883 and encodes 219 amino acids. Gene Ontology annotation, biological process: ribose phosphate metabolic process; nucleoside phosphate metabolic process. The record is from RefSeq and is a predicted model, not a curated record. Lineage: Eukaryota; Metazoa; Chordata; Mammalia; Artiodactyla; Hippopotamidae.
CUCCGGGCUAGGUCAUCGGCGGGAGUGCUACGGGUGCCGCGAGGGAGCGAGCGCGCAUCUUCGCUCUCAUCACCGCGAGGCGCGGCUGCGGCGCUAGCGAGAGCCCCGCGCCUCCUGAGCCUGCCGCCUUGGACCCGUGCUUUCUCCUUUCCUGCCCUUUCCUGAGGGAGUACCCAUCCCUUCACCCCACGCCUGGGAGCAGCCUGGGGACUAUAAACUGAAAAUGGAAAACCAAGAACCAGCAGAUUCUUCUCAAAAUACCAAACAGUUUAUUAUAUCAGAGGAGUUAAUUUCAGAAGGAAAAUGGGUCAAGCUUGAAAAAACAACUUACAGAGAUCCUACUGGUAAAACAAGAACUUGGGAAACUGUGAAGCGGACAACCAGGAAAGGACAGUCAGCUGACGGAGUGGCGAUCAUCCCCGUGCUGCAAAGAACCCUUCACUAUGAAUGUCUCAUUCUGGUGAAGCAGUUCCGACCACCGAUGGGAGGCUACUGCCUAGAGUUCCCCGCGGGUCUCAUCGAUGAGAAUGAGAGCCCGGAAGCAGCUGCUCUUCGGGAGCUUGAGGAGGAAACUGGCUACAAAGGCGACGUUGCCGAAUGUUCCCCAGCUGUCUGUAUGGACCCAGGCUUGUCGAACUGCACCACACACAUCGUGACUGUGACUAUCAAUGGAGACGAUGCCGAAAACGUGAGGCCUAGGCCAAAGCCAGGAGAUGGAGAAUUUGUGGAAGUAAUUUCCUUACCAAAGAAUGACCUGCUGAAGAGACUUGAAGCACUGGUAGCUGAAGAACAUCUGACAGUGGAUGCCAGAGUCUACUCCUACGCUCUGGCGCUGAAACAUGCAAACACAAAGCCGUUUGAAGUGCCCUUCCUGAAGUUUUAAGGCCAAAGGACAGUGGCCGUGUUUUUGUAACAAGGACACAGGCCACCUUCAUUAAAACUUUGUAUUUAGCUUAGUUUCAGUGGAGAUUUGAAAGUAGCUUUUUCAUAAAAUAAAAGCAGCACAGAAUGCAUCUGGUGGUAUGGAAUUGUAAUUAGAUAGGCUAUAGCCUUUAUUUAGAUGCUAGACUCCAGCAAAUAUUAACAAAAAAGAACAAAUGCAAGUAUGUUUAAUCCAGCUUUAAAGAAAAAAGAAAGCUCAGCUGUUACUUUUCUAAUCUGAUCCAAGUGAUAUGAUAUUUUUACAGGAAAAUAGUCCUGAAUUCCAAAUUAGGUCAACUCUUCCCAGCCCCCAGUAAAAAAUAUGUAGCUAGGUAUGCAAAUAACCAUUUAUGUUAUCAGACCUACAUCGGAACUUUCUUGGCCUCGCCUAAUUGAAUUAUCUGUUAUAUGGAAUUGAUCUGUGUAGCAGAGAAUGUAAAAUAGAGAAUAACAUCGGUGACAAGCAGGUGCUUCCAGUUAGCUAGUGUCCUUACAGCCACCUAACUCCUGGAGGGUGAUCAGCUCUCAUGUAAUGAAAAAUGGUCAAUUUGUUCACUGCAUCAAGGCUUAAGAGGCUAAAGAAAAUCCAGGGCCCUUCCCUCAAGUAAGUGUAUAUGCUUUAGAAUCUCAUUUCUUAUCCUUACCUCAAAAAGUACUUGAAGUUUCUAAAAACCAAAUCCAAGUAAUAAGAUUUACAUGGUGUGGGGCACUGUCUUGGUAUUAAACCAUAAGUGUAGCCAGCACAGUUAGCAAGUGCCAGAAACCCAAUACAGACUUCCUUAAAGGAAAAUAUGGAGUGUUUCUGGCUCACACCAUGUGCAAUUCCCCACCCUCCCAAUUCCUCAAGGUCCACCAGUGUCACUGGCCAUUUUCUUACCUGCUGGGUGUGGCUGUUGUGUGGACCUCUGGCUUCCAGCUCUGGGAUUACUUCAGUGUAGAAGUCUCUGGAUGAUUUUCAUUGGCUACCCUUAAGUCAUGUUUCCAGCCCUGAACCCAGGGGUUAGCCAGGCCCCCCAGAACCAGGUAAGAUCAGGGGGUUAAUGCCAAAAAGGCUGCAGUACAGUUUGUAUGUCUACAGGUUCACUGUCUUACCUAGAGAUAUUUUUAUGAGCAAAAAUAGAUCUGUAUAUUGUUACUUCCUACACAAGAAUAGAAUUAUGGAACUAGAGAACGGUAUAGAUCAUAUCUACUCUCCCUGUGAAUACUGUGAAAAUUCAGUCCCAACUGUUGCUUUAACAGUAGCCCUCCCCUGCACCUCUUAACAGAGUCCUUGUUUUUAAUCGUGGGCAUCAUGAUUCUCCAGCAAUUGUAAUCCUUUUCCCUGAUCUCUCAAGGCCCUUGAUACUACUCUCCAUCGAAAUCAGGAGGUGCUGAGGCAUACCGAAAAUACACAGGCUCAAGCACUGCCAGUCUCCAAACAGACCAACUCUUGCAAAACCACUCCCCGUGGCACUUGAUAAGGCUACUCUGAAAUCCUGCUGGAGGCGAGAGAUCUGUACCCUCUGCCUGUCCUCUCUGCCUUCUUUUCCUAAGAGUGCAGUUCUGGGAUGACAGCUAAAUCCUAGAACACCCCCUAAUGUCAGUUAUGUUCCCUGUAAAUAUCAAAGGCUAUGCUUUGGAAAUUCGGGCAGUUUGAGAACUGGCAGUCUGGAUGUUUUCACUGGCUGGCCUUAUUAGUUAUCAGUGUUUAAGCACUGAAGGUUUAUUAUUAAAAGCUGUAUUUCUACCUUCUUUGGGGAAAAACAGCUGUAACACUGGGUCACAUUUCCAUGGUAACAAUGGUCUGAGGCUUCAGGAGAUGCCCUCCAGUGGACAUGGCUACUCUCCUGUCUGCUUGUGUUUUCUCUGCCUUGCUCCUGAAAUUAGCUGGCUUUGUGAUCCUAAGCUAAAUAAGAUACACUUCCUACACUUAACUAAGAAAGUAAACAAUAAUAGAAAACCAUACUAAUGAAAAGGAUUUCUUUGAAAAAUUACGUUUGAUCUUUUUUGGGCAAUAAAGCACAUACUUUAAAAAAAUGAAUUAGGGAGUUUCCUGGUCGGGGAACUAAGAUCCUACAAGCCACACGGUGAGGCCAAAUAUAUAUAUAUAUAUAUAUAUAUAUAUAUAUA